UUCCGUGCCACUGAUAGCCGCACGCUUUGCAGAGCAUCCGUACUUUCUCACGAUAAACUUUAACACUAAACAUGCUUUUAUCAGCGUUAUCCCGGCCGUGCGCGCUCCACGGGCCGCUCCGGGCGCUCAGAGUCACCGUAGCCGGGAGAGGAGCCUGUGUGUCGGCCUUCAGCUGCGGACCGGAGCCGCUCGUGCGCGCCGCGGGGAGGUCACUGCUCCGGCACGAGAGUUUGCGUGUGCCCGGUCGUGUUCUCUGUCCUCCCUCUCGCUGGGCGUCCUCCGGGCCACAGUCGUCCGAUGGACAGCUCAUCUACACGGGGAGUCUGGGCACCGCCGUCCGAGGUGUGAAGGCGUUCUCCUACAGCACGAGCGGGGCCAGCCUGCUCCUCAUGCCCCACAUCCUGGUGACCACGGGCCUGAGCGCCCACAGCUGGGCCUAUCAGCUCCUGUUCUGCGGCGUCAUCGGCCUGUUCACCUUCAUCACGCCCGUCCUGCUGCACCUCGUCACCCGGGGCUACGUGGUCCGGCUUUACCACCAGCCGGAGCGCGACACGUACACCGCCGUCACCUACAGCGUCUUCCUCACCGAGAAGAGGACCAGGUUCCAUCAGGGGCAGGUGCGCAUCCCGUCCGUCAGCAAGAUGUUCACCACGUUCUACGCCGACAAGACGGGCCUGCUGGUGAACCCGGACUUGUUCAGCGUGCCCCAGGACUACAACCACCUCAUGGGCUACGACAAACCCUUCAGCUUCAGCCCGGAGCAGAUGGACGAAAGCUGAAGAAGAACCAACUCUAGACUUUAGACCCGAUACAGAGUCUGGCUUUGUUUGUUGUACCGUAAUUUCCGGACUAUACGUCGCAUCUUUUCCUCACACUUUGAACCCUUUUACAAGUAGGGGUGUACAAAAAUAUCCAAAUAUCGAUAUAUCGUACCGUUUAAUGUGAUGAUACAGUAUCGAUAUUGUGGGCUGCUGUAUCAGUAUAUCUCCAAGAGUUAUUUUUGGUAUAUUUUACUAAAUUAUUUUGUUAUAAAGCUACAGUUUUUGUUGUUUGUUUAGUGGAAGGAAACUUAUUCAUGUGACACAUUUGACAUUUUCACUGUUUUGAUGAUUAAAAUGUUUGUGUUUCAUAAUUUAUCAAAGACUUUUAGUGUCACAGCCAUGAUUUAGCCUUUAUUUUUUUAUAGAACUGUAUCGAAUCGAUUUGAAAUAUACUGUAUCGAACUGAAACUGUGUAUCAUAUCGGCAACUUCUUAUUGAUACCGAGCCCUAUUUACAAAAAUGCGGCUAAUAUAUGGACGGAUUAUUUAUGUUUGUUACAUUGCCCAUUCAUAUACAUGGUCUGUGGUUUGGCAGAAGUGCAGAAAGUGCUGCCGUGUGUGCGGUUAACUGGAAGUUACAGUGUUAGUGCUGUCGUCAGCACUAAAGUGAGUCUGAUACGUUUUAAUGACCCGUAUGUGUUAAAUGCAUGUGAGUGCGUAAACGAUGAGAAGAAACAUCUCAAAGUUCAUCAGCCGGACAUCUACUCAUACCUAAUCUAUAGAACUAUCCCCGCCUCUGGGAGAGAAUGAAAUCUGCUGAAAUCCUCCAAGACACUGACAUGAUCCAGACAGGACACAGACUCUUUCUACAGGAGACGUGUGCAGUAGAGCGUGGGGAGAGACGAGGCUGACGCGCCGAAGAAGAUUCUCGUUUGAUUGUGUUUUGAACAUUUUGUGCUUCAUACACACACCCUCCUCAUGGAAAACACACGAAGAAAUGCAGAUGAUGCAGCUUUUAAGUUAAAGGUGAUCGAUGUGGCUGUUGAAGAAGGAAACAGAGCUGCUGCACGUGAGCUCUGUUUGGUGAGACGUUGACAAUGGCAGUGCGACAAACUGACGACAAAACCUUUCAGAGGCGAUAAAAGCAGACGGCCCGAACUUGAAAAUGUUCUCAAAGAUGUGGAUACCUGCGGCUUAUAGACAGGUGCCGCCUUUAAUUUAAAAAAUAAUACAUUAUUUUAAAAUUUUAUUGAUGCGGCUUUUAUUUAGGUGCGCUCAAUAGUCCGGAAAUUACGGUAAAUAAAAGAAACACGUCCUCUGACUUGUGGGAGCUGACAUUGCCGUAAACGUCAUCACAGCAACGAGGCGUGAAGCUGGCACGCCGCACUAAUGAGCUGCAGAUUAUUUUUCAUUUGUACCAAAAUGUGUUGUCACUCAACGCUGCCCGAUGGUACGUGUAUCACGUGUAUCACCGAUUAAGAAAAUAAAACAGGAGAACAAAGUCAGUACGUCGCAGUGGGAGUGUACUGGUGAAAACAGGAGUCAACUAACAAAAUGGCGUCUUGAAAAUAAGCGAUUAAAGACCGCUCAAACAUGCACGGAUCACUUCAAAUACAAUAUUUGCAUGAGGAAAUAAGGAGAAGAACAUGUGGACUUUGCAUAAUCUGUUUGCUUUAAAACAAAGACUAAAAGGAAGAGAAACUGAGAAUCUGCUGUGUCAGACAAAAUAGACAUUGACUGACAUUGUUGCUUCAUUUUAGUAAUAAAAUAGCUCCAUAUACAGUUUGAUUUUUUUUUUUUUUCAUAAGGAACAAUGUGUUCUUUGAAUUAUGAUCCUAGAUGCUUCACUCAGAGGAAGAUGUGGUUUGCCUGUAGCCCUUUGUGUCAUAUCGUAAACAUUGUAAAGGGCUGCACACCUCUGUGAAGUUGACCCCCAUCAAAUCCAAACCUACAUAAAAACUAUGUCAAUCGUUUGUGCUGCAAAAAAUGUUAUUUGUGCUGCUUUAGUUUUUGAGAUAUUAAUGAUUCUUUU
Boleophthalmus pectinirostris (great blue-spotted mudskipper) is the source of this 2792-nucleotide messenger RNA. RefSeq names its product transmembrane protein 70 (gene tmem70). The coding region runs from base 72 to 779 and encodes 235 amino acids. The transcript has 3 exons. Gene Ontology annotation, cellular component: mitochondrial membrane. Gene Ontology annotation, biological process: mitochondrial proton-transporting ATP synthase complex assembly. The record is from RefSeq and is a predicted model, not a curated record. NCBI's taxonomy places the organism in Eukaryota, Metazoa, Chordata, Actinopteri, Gobiiformes, Gobiidae.